Musa acuminata subsp. malaccensis (wild Malaysian banana) is the source of this 1081-nucleotide messenger RNA. RefSeq lists its product as uncharacterized. The record is from RefSeq and is a predicted model, not a curated record. NCBI's taxonomy places the organism in Eukaryota, Viridiplantae, Streptophyta, Magnoliopsida, Zingiberales, Musaceae.
GCAUCCACGACGGGCUCUUUAAUUUUCAUUUAUGGACGCUGUCCCGUAAAAUCCCAAAUCCUGAAAGCAAUUUAUAUAACCCUAAAUCAUUCCACUACAUUCUUGUUCGAAACCAGAGCGAGCGGCGAAAACCUCGAUCUCCAUGGCCACCGUUCGCUUCCUCCGCAUCCGCGCCGCCCGCGUCCCUUCCUCGUCCCCCCCGCUGCCUCCGCUCCUCGCUCGAUUCUCGCGAACGCAUUCCACCACCACCGACGCCGCUCCCGACGCUGCCUCGCCGCCUCCCGUGCCCCAUCGCCGCUACCCACCCCCUCGGCCGCACGAGUUCUCUAAGCCGUGCGAGCUCAUCGGGACCUGGACUCCAGGCGCCAACCCUCGGGAGGCGGCGGCGAGGCUUGAUCGGCUGCAUCGGGACUACAGGAAGCAGAUGAAGCAGGUCCGAGCCAAGUACGCGUACGAGAUGGAGCUGCUGAGGAUCGAGAACCAGCGCAAGGAUGACGCCCGGCGUGAGGCUGCUCGCCUUGCCAACGUGGAGCGGAAGAAGGCGAAGGCUGCUGCAGCCGAGACCCGCGCUGCGGAACGGAAAGCCUUCAAGGAGGAGCUUCGCCUAACCCUAUUGAAAGAAAGAACUCAGAAAUUGGAAAGUUGGAGGGCAAAAGAGAAUCUGAGGGAAGAAAAGGAAGCCGAGAAAAAAGAGCUUUUACGUCGCCAGAGUUCCGUGUGGAUUAAGGAUGAAAACUUUGAGAGAAGAAUGCUGGAGGCAAUAGUUGAUACCACACCCCUCUAGUCAAAUCUGAUCUUCGUGAGAUUAAAGGUUUGUCCCCUUUCCAACUUCAUUUUGAUGCUUUGGAUGCUGCUUAGUCCAAUAAUAUAAUGGAACUGCUAUUCAAAAAAGAGUGUAGACUGGAUUCAAUACCAUCAAAUGAAGAUCUUAUUUUGUUGAUCUAGUGUAAAAUCUUCUGUUGUCUCUGCAAAAUGGAGGGAGUUCCAGUUAAGUUUAGGUACUUUUUUUAUGAAAAUUUGCAUGAUUGCUAAUUGUACUAUUUACUAUCUUAUCAUUAUAAACAUAACUCUUUUUUUUUUU